AGAAAAAAAAAAAGUAUCACUCCACGAAACGAAGAAGAAGCGCUCGAGCGCAGGUGCGUGCGAUCUUCUUCACUAUAGACGAUCUUCGUACGUCCGAUGACGUCACGGCGCCGCGGCUCCAGCUGGAGGUAAAAGCCAAAAGCGAAGACCGAAGUCAAGGUCUCGUCCGUCGUGGAAGUGCCGCGCGCGUCCCAAGCCUUCUUGGGAGGCCCCGAAGCGCCCCCCCCCCUGCCCCCCCCCCUCGCCGGCCGAUCAAGGACGGAUCGGGAUCAGGUCAUCUCCCGUUGACGAGCCCUCGUCUCGCUCACCUGGCGCGACAUGUGACAAGCCGCCAGUCAUACCGGGCUCCUCCUCCUUUGACCCUAAGCCAAUCGAGGCGCCAUCUGGAGACCCGCCAUGCACGUCAAGCCGCUGCGCUCCGAGCUGUGCGUGGAUUUGUCGGGAUUUCGCACGCCGCCCCGGGCCGUCAGCGGUGGCGGGCGGCGCCCCCUCAGCGCCAUCGCCGGCAACACGCUGAGGGGGCGGGCCGCCCCCCCGCCGCUCUCGCUUUGUCCGGCCAAAGACGAUCCCGCCGCCUUCCUGGACAUGUGCGCCGUCAUCAAGCCGGGCCACGUCCGCGAGAAGAUCGCCCUCUUCGCUCCGGACCCCGGCUCCGUCCGUGCCGGCCGCGCCCCCUCGACCCGGGCCGGGAAGGUGAAGAGCAGCCGUCGGGAAAAUGGCGACGCCAAGCGACGGCGGAGGUCCGCGGGUCACAAAAACCUCCGGCGGGAUCCCGGCGCCCUGCCGGGAAACGGGCCGCCCGCCGGCGCCUCCGACCAGAGUUUGACGGAGGGGGCGGAGCACCAGGUGUCUGUGGGCGCCAUGGUGGCGUUCCUGGAGCAGCGCCGCCGCAGCGGCGCGCGCCACGCCAGGCUGGCCAUGGCCAGAAUGCCGCCCCUGCCGGAGGACCCGGAGAGCGUGCGCGUGUCGGACGUGGUCGCCAAGCUGGAGUGUUUGCAGCGUCGCGACGAGGGGGGCUCGUUCACAAGACCGAGGAGGUGGGUGGGCCGCCUCCUGCUGACCGCCGGUCCCGCUCUGUCCCCUCUGCCCUCGCCAUCCGCUGACACUCGGUGCGACGACCCGACCGAACGCUCCCCGUCGCCCCCUCCGGGUGGCGCCGCGGCUCCGGAGACGCCGCCCUCGCUCGGGGAGACCGAGCCCCCUCCCGGGUUGUUGUUUCUCUCCGCGCCCUCGCCGCCGUCUCCUCGCAUCCGCUCGUACGAGUCGGAGGCGGAGCAGGCGGAGGCGGCCGAUGACUUUGCGGAGAUGAGGCGGCGGUUGCGCGAGCUGCUGGAGCCGCCGCCCACUCUGGCGACGCUGCCGCAGGACGUGCUGGUGGGCGUUUUCGUGCUGUUGCCCACCCGCACCCUGGCGGCCCUCAAGUGCACGUGCCGCUACUUCAAGUCGGUCAUCGAGAACUACGGCGUGCGGCCCGCCGACUCCCUGUGGGUGUCGGACCCCCGCUACCGCGACGACCCCUGCAAGAAGUGCAAGCGGCGCUACGGGCGCGGCGACGUGUCGCUGUGCCGCUGGCACCACAAGCCGUACUGCCAGGCGCUGCCGUUCGGGCCCGGCUUCUGGCUGUGCUGCCACCGCCUGCGCAGGGACGCCCCCGGCUGCAACGUGGGGCUCCACGACAACCGCUGGGUGCCCGCCUGUUGCGCCGUCGGCGUCGCGGUCUGCCGCAGGAGCGCAGACGACUGAGCUGCGCGGCAACGUUUUUAGCCCCCCCCCCC
Hippocampus comes (tiger tail seahorse) is the source of this 1775-nucleotide messenger RNA. It is a transcript of the gene fbxo34, whose product is annotated as F-box protein 34. Bases 397 to 1743 code for a protein of 448 amino acids. The transcript is spliced from 3 exons. Gene Ontology annotation, molecular function: protein binding. Lineage: Eukaryota; Metazoa; Chordata; Actinopteri; Syngnathiformes; Syngnathidae. The record is from RefSeq and is a predicted model, not a curated record.